Molecule: messenger RNA, 2094 nt
Organism: Xiphias gladius (swordfish)
Lineage: Eukaryota; Metazoa; Chordata; Actinopteri; Istiophoriformes; Xiphiidae
Gene: tfr2
Product: transferrin receptor 2
Exons: 14
Coding region: 84-2030 (648 amino acids)
Biological process (GO): endocytic iron import into cell
Cellular component (GO): external side of plasma membrane
Source: RefSeq, a predicted model, not a curated record
UGGAGGAGGAUGAGCGGCAGGGGGGCGGGGCUAAGCCGCCUGCAGAAGGAGGGGCGGGGCUUUACCUGGGUGACCUUAGGGCGAUGAUGAGGAGACUGCUACAGGAUGAAGAUAUCCACAGCACAGUCAGUCGCGUCAGCCGAACGAAUCACCCUCCGGGUUCUGCAGAGGGAACGUCUCUGGCCUCAGAGAUCCUCCAUCGCUUUAGACAGCUGCAGAUGGAUCACACCUGGACCGAGUCUCUGUACGCCACGCUGCAGUUCCCCCACAGGUCUCAGAGGAGCUCUCUGUGGCUGGUGGACUCUGCAGGACUGAUCUCAGAACAGAUUCCUCUGAACCCAUCUGAUUACUGUCCAUACAGCGCCGCAGGAAGUACCUUGGGGGGUGUGGUCUAUGCCAACUACGGCCGUCCAGAGGAUUUUAAUUGGCUGAAGACUGCGGGCGUGUCUGUGAUGGGCUGUGUGGUGGUGAUGCGUGUCGGGGGCGGGGUCAGUUUUGCAGAGAAGGUUCGUUUAGCUGAGAGGAACGGGGCGGGCGGAGCUUUGAUCUACCCCGAUCCCGCCGACCUGCCUCAGGACCCCCGCCGCCUCGGACUGAACACAUACACUGCCGUGUCCGAACAUGUGCACCUGGGUUCAGGUGACCCUUUCACCCCCGGCUUUCCUUCCUUUAAUCACACUCAGUUCCCGCCCAUCCAGUCCUCCGGCCUGCCACUUAUCCCAGCCCUGCCAGUCAGCGCCACUGUAGCCGCCAAGCUGCUCAGCCAGCUGUCAGGUCCGUCCUGUCCUCCAUCAUGGCGGGGGCGGCUGCCGUACGUACGCUGCGUGGUCGGUCCAGACUUCAGCUCUGGACGCAGGGUGAAGAUGUCGGUCCACAAUGUGAUGACACCUGUCCUGCUCAACAACAUCUUCUCCUCCCUGGAGGGCAGGGUCGAGCCAGACCAGUACAUCAUACUGGGAGCUCAGAGGGACUCGUUGGGUCCGGGAGCCGUGAAGUCCGGGGUUGGAACGGCGAUCCUUCUGGAGCUGGCUCGAACUUUCUCUGCCAUGGUGAAGAAUGGUUUCAGUCCCAGACGGAGUUUACUGUUCGUCAGCUGGGACGCUGGAGAUUUUGGGAAUGUUGGAGCGACUGAAUGGCUGGAGGGUUACCUGUCAAUGCUCCACCUGAAAGCUGUAGCCUACUUCAGCUUGGACCAAGCCAUCAUGGGUGAUGAUGUCCUGUUGACCUACACCAGUCCUCUGCUGGUCGACCUGCUGGAUGCUGCCAUCAGACAGGUGGAGCAUCCCAAACAUGCAGGUCAGACCAUCUACAGCCAGGCUGAGCGAGAGGGAGGCAGCUGGAGGAUUAUGAAGCCGUUGUAUCUGAACAGCGGAGCGUACAGUUUCACAGCGUUUGCAGGAGUUCCAGCCAUGGAGCUCAGAUUCACUGAGGAGCGCGCGUACCCGUUCAUCAACACACCUUUGGACAGUGUGUCCCGUCUACAGGAAGUGCUGGGGGGUCGUCUGGGGCACACGGGGCGGAGUUUAGGGGAGCUGGUAGGUGAGAUGGUUCUGCGAUUGGCCCACGACCACAUCCUCCCGCUACGCAUCACUUCCUACGCCCAGACGGUGCUGCAGUUCAGCGCUCAGCUCAACAGACACUCUGCUGAGCUGCAGGCCAGAGGUUUGUCUCCUCAGUGGGUUUUCAGCGCCAGAGGAGAUUACAGUCGAGCUGCAGAGACACUGCAGAGAGCCAUCGACUACAGCGACCUGCAUGACCCCACGACUGCGCGGUUCUACAACACCCGUAUCAUGAAGGUACAAAUGCCUCAAAUACCACUUCGCUUCAUCAACACCCGCAUCAUGAAGGUACAAAUGCCUCAAAUACCACUUCGCUUCAUCAACACUCGCAUCAUGAAGGUACAAAUACUGCAAUGUGUUGUUAUUUUAAAUGGUUUUUUUUCUUUGUCUUACAUCGGUAUGGCAGAUAAUCCUGCUCUAAGUUUUGGAACUAUGUUUCACAGAGUUAGCUGGGGGGACAAUUUAUUUUAGCCUGUUUCCAUUCAGUCAAUAUGUCCCAUUAAAAGCUGCUGAAUCUGCUUUGAUCAGCUCCUGU